Adineta steineri is the source of this 1212-nucleotide messenger RNA. NCBI's taxonomy places the organism in Eukaryota, Metazoa, Rotifera, Eurotatoria, Adinetida, Adinetidae. The record is from the annotation of a GenBank genome assembly.
AUGACUGUAUUUGCAACAGAAUCAAUAGUUUAUGUUGAACGUUUACGUUUAAAUAAUAAUGAUAACCCUCGCCGUUGGGGCAUGUGGCUAAUUACUCCGAAUAUUGUUUUAUCCUUUCUUGCUUCUCUUUGUUUUAUUUUUGCUUCAAUAUUUAAUUGGUGUGAUUAUCGUAGUAUGCAAGUUACAGGAAUUCUUAGUCAUUCAGUGGAUAAAUAUGCUGGAAGUGUUUUUAAAGCACCAUCUGAAAGUAACAUGACAUCAGGAUUAAAAAAGCAACAACAACAGUAUCUUCAUCCACAACAUUUACCUGGUCAUGAUUAUCCAAAUACUUGUUAUCAAAUAAAUGGUACAAAUAAUAAUAAUAAUCAAAAUCCAUUAGGUUAUCCUCCACCACCAAGUUACGGUGCUCCAAUACAACAAAAUGGAAGUAAUGGUGCAUAUAAUCCAACAUUUCAAAAUUCUGCAGGAUUAUUUGCAUAUUCAAGACCAUCAAGUCCAAUAUAUCCACAUUCAAAUUCUGAUCCUUAUCAUCAUCGACAUUUAAUGACUGAAAGUUCUGAAAUGGAUGAAUUACCUCAUAUGAGUCGUUCACGUCGUCGUUCUCGUCAUCGUUCAAGUUAUCGAUCAAGAUCUCAUAGUCCACGCGAUAAUACAUCUGGUAAAAUUAAUUCUCAAGAACACAACAAUACAAAGCAACCUCAAUUUAUUCCAAUACCUGUUCCUUAUUAUCAACCUCAAAUGCAAGCACCAACUCAACAAUCAACACAACCAAUAAUACAAACGCCUCAUACACCAUCAAACAAUCCAAGUAACAAUAAUAAUAAUAAUAAUACUAACAAUAAACAACCAAUGACGUAUGUUAUUCAACAACCAUUAAAACAACAAUUUGUCGAAGAAAUUAUUCAAUCAGCACCAAAAGCAACUAAUAUGUUAACAUAUGGUUCUGGACAACCAUCACUAGUAGUUUCAAAUCCAACUCAACCUGUGUAUACCAUUGCUUAUCGUGCAAAUAAUGGUGGAAGUGUACUAUCAAAUAUAUUAACUGGACCAGCAGCAAGUACAUAUGUUACAGCAACAAGAAAUCAAUUUGCAGCAAAUCAUUCACCACCAUGUGAUUCUGAUAAUAGCGUUAAAGACUAUCGAGUUUUGCCAAGACGACAUCAUUCCAAAAAGCUUAAUACUAAUGAAGCAUGGACAUGGCGUAAACUGUGA